GACAGUCACGCGAUUCCAUACAGUUCCGGAGCUAGCCGACUUCCAGUUUUGCACCUGAAAAAUUCUCGAGGCUUACCCUCUUCGUUGCGUCAGUUCUUUGCAGUCCUAAAGCCUUUCUAAAGUGUAACUCGUGGCUUACUUGCAUCUAUCUACUCAGCGUUUGCAAGGUCAUUCCCUAAGCAAACGCCCUUAGUACCGCUUUCUUACAAAAUCAUGGCUCCGUAUACGAGGCCUGAGGCCAUCCUCAAGCAGGCCGAGGGCCUGAUUCAAGUCGGCCAAAGCACUACAGCCUUACAAUCUUUAACCGAGGUGUUCUCCACCAAGCGCUUCCGUUCGACCGCCUUGUCAUCUCUGGAGCCAAUAAUGAUCCGUAUAGUCGAACUUUGCGUUGAGAUGAGACGAGGGAGAACAGCGAAAGAAAGUCUCAUGCAAUAUAAGAACAUUGCUCAAAAUUCUUCGGUUCCUUCGAUCGAAAUUGUCAUCAAGAGACUCAUAUCCCAUGCAGACGCCAAGGUUGUUGAGGCACAGGAAAAGGCUGAGAAAGCUAUUGCCGUCGACGUCGACGACCUGGAAGCUAGUGAGACCCCUGAGGAUGUUCUUCUGGGGGCUGUCAGUGGAGACCAAAACAAGGACAGGACGGACAGGGCGCUCGUUACUCCUUGGCUCAAAUUCUCAUGGGAGAGCUACCGUACGGCGUUAGAGACGCUCAAAAACAAUGCUCGUCUAGAAGCAAUUUAUCAGCAAAUUGCACUUCAAGCGUUCAAUUUUGUUUGAAGCAUACCCGAAAAGUUGAAUUCCGGCGCUUAUGCGAAACUCUUCGCUUGCACCUUUCAAAUGUCGCUAAAUACUCUCACCAAACCCACUCUAUCAAUCUUUCGGACCCUGAAACUUUACAACGGCAUUUGGAUACCCGUUUUGCCCAAUUAAAUGCUUCAGU
Cantharellus anzutake is the source of this 937-nucleotide messenger RNA. RefSeq lists its product as uncharacterized. The coding region runs from base 214 to 774 and encodes 186 amino acids. The transcript is spliced from 3 exons. Gene Ontology annotation, biological process: translation reinitiation; formation of cytoplasmic translation initiation complex. Gene Ontology annotation, cellular component: eukaryotic translation initiation factor 3 complex, eIF3m; eukaryotic translation initiation factor 3 complex, eIF3e; multi-eIF complex. Gene Ontology annotation, molecular function: mRNA binding; translation initiation factor activity. The record is from RefSeq and is a predicted model, not a curated record. Lineage: Eukaryota; Fungi; Basidiomycota; Agaricomycetes; Cantharellales; Hydnaceae.